AAUCAGAAGCCAGUGUAUUGAUUGUAUCGUUGAAUGUGCGAUGAGCUGUGUGGAAUUGGUGUGAGAGAUACUUGAUUUUGACCUGUAGUUACCUGUCUUCAUAUCGAAAAGACGAAGACUUCAAACGAUAUGACUUGAGAUCAGAAAUUUGUGAAUUUCAUAGCAGUCAAUUAUGUCAAGACCAAGGAAGAAUACUGUACACUGGUUUCGAAAAGGCCUCCGCUUACACGACAAUCCGGCGUUGCGAGAAGGUAUUCAGGAUUCCACUUCAUAUCGGUGUAUUUAUAUACUUGACCCAUGGUUUGCUGGGGCUUCUCAAGUUGGAAUUAAUAAGUGGAGGUUCUUGUUGGAGUGCUUGGAAGAUCUUGACAAGAGUCUACGGCAGUUGGGAUCACGUCUUUUUGUGAUCCGGGGUCAACCCACAGAGGUCUUUCCUAAAGUUUUCAAAGAAUGGAACAUCACUCAUUUAUCAUUUGAAGAAGACCCAGAGCCAUUUGGAAAAGAUCGUGAUGCUUCCAUCUGUUCUCUUGCUACUGAGUGUGGGGUCAAGGUCAUUAUCCGAACUUCACACACACUCUACAAGCUUGAAGAUGUUAUCAAGAUGAACAACAGCACACACCCGCUCACGUACAAGCGGUUUCUGUCAGUUCUGGCCCAGAUGAAGCCUCCCCCCAUGCCCGAGGAAACGAUAAAGCCUGACCUGAUUGGUCAGUCUGUCACUCCAGUCACCCUGGACCAUGAUGAGAAAUAUGGUGUUCUCAAACUUGAGGAACUUGGGUUUGACAUCGAUGGCAUUCACCCCGUGAUAUUCCGAGGUGGUGAGUCCGAAGCCCUCACCAGAUUGUACCGUCACCUGGAAAGGAAAGCAUGGGUUGCAAGUUUUGAGAAGCCAAAGAUGAGUCCGCAGUCCUUAUUUCCCAGUCAGACAGGACUGAGUCCAUAUUUGAGAUUUGGCUGUCUCUCCCCAAGACUCUUCUACUGGAAACUCAGGGAAUUGUACAAGAAGGUGAAGAAAGGUAAUGAACCACCUUUGGCUCUACAUGGUCAGUUGCUAUGGAGAGAGUUCUUCUACACUGUGGCCACAAAUAACCCUAACUUUGACACGAUGAUUGGAAACCCUAUGUGCGUGCAGAUUCCAUGGGAUCGCAACCCGGAGGCAUUGGCCAAGUGGGCCGAGGGUCAGACUGGCUUCCCCUGGAUCGAUGCUAUUAUGGUGCAGCUUCGGCAGGAGGGAUGGAUACACCACCUGGCCCGCCACUCUGUCGCAUGUUUCCUUACUCGGGGGGACCUCUGGAUCUCCUGGGAGGAGGGAAUGAAGGUGUUUGACGAAUUGCUACUGGAUGCCGACUGGAGCGUCAAUGCCGGCACGUGGAUGUGGUUGUCCUGUAGCUCCUUUUUUCAACAGUUUUUCCAUUGUUAUUGUCCUGUGGGUUUCGGCAAGCGGGCAGACCCCUCAGGAAAUUUUGUCAGGCACUACCUACCUGUGUUAAAAGCAUUUCCAACAAAAUACAUCUAUGAGCCUUGGUUGGCUCCUGAGUCUGUGCAGAAAGCAGCAAGGUGCAUUGUGGGUAAAGAUUACCCAUUACCAAUUGUAAACCAUGCUGUUGUGAGCCGGAUCAACCUGGAAAGGAUACGACAAGUGUUCAAGAGGUUGACAGUCAAAGCUAAUUUGUCCAUUCCCAGAGACCUUGGGUCACCUAUUUUCAAGUACACUAAAGAAGCAUCUCAGACGGCGAUAAAGACCCACCCUAGUGCAGAGGAAGGCACUGCUCAUUGAUGGACCAGGCUUCAGCUGGGUGCUUCCUUGGAUCCUACACAAUAGUAGUAGAGAUUGGGGAACUAUGACCGGACCAUUCUCAUGACCCGGACCUGUGAUGGAACAUUCUCACAUUUCAAACCUGUGCCGGGACAUUCUCAACUCUUGAAUGUGGGAGGGGAUAUUUUCACUUCUCUAGCUGUGGUCGAACAUUCUGACAUCGAAAAACUUUGGAUAAUGUCCACACCUCUCAGCAUUGUUUCGUAACAUUCUUAGAUCCCUGAACAGUGGUGGAAUAUUCUCACAUCAAAGAACUGUGUCACAUCUGAUAAUCAUGGUGGAAUAUUCUCACAUAUCAGCAUUUUGUUGGAACAGUUAUACAUCCUGAAGAUGUGGUGGAACAUUCUCAUAUCAUAGACAUCUUAGAACUGUGCUGUGAUCUUUCACAUUCCUGAAUUGUUGUGGAAUAUUUUCACAUCCAAGAAAUGUGGUAGAACCUUCCCACAUCCCUGAACAGUGGUGGAAUAUUCUGACAUCAAAGAACUGUGUCACAUCUGAUUAUCAUGGUGGAAUAUUCUCACAUAUCAGAAUUUUGUUGGAACAGUUAUACAUCCUGAAGAUGUGGUGGAACAUUCUCAUAUCAUAGACAUCUUAGAACUGUGCUGUGAUCUUUCACAUUCCUGAAUUGUUGUGGAAUAUUUUCACAUCCAAGAACUGUGGAGGGACCUCACAUCCAGGAAAUGUGGUAGAACCUUCCCACAUCCCUGGACAGUGGUGGGACUGUAAAGGCACUUUACUCAACAAGUACAGACGUAUCUCUGUACUGUUGCAUAGUAUUUGGUUACGUAAGAGUCCAACCUAACCACAUUUCAGAACAGACUAGGACUGUUCAAAUCUGCCUGUUCCAGUUUGUCUGAUCAUAUAUUUGUAUGUUUUCCUGUCAGAUCCAUUGUCAGAAUGCUUUCACAUUUGAAAACAAUGACUGGCAACUUAUUUCACCUCAUACCAAAACUGCCAGAACAUUUGUGACAUUUUUUGAGGUGGGAGUCUCUUUACUGCCUGUGACAGGGUAGCAGGAGAGUUAACCUUAAUGCUUGUUGUUAUCACAUUUACUGUAAUGAAUCAUUGCCAUAGGAACAAGUUGUGUGA
Haliotis rubra (blacklip abalone) is the source of this 2905-nucleotide messenger RNA. Its product is annotated as cryptochrome-1-like. Gene Ontology annotation, cellular component: nucleus; cytoplasm. Gene Ontology annotation, biological process: circadian regulation of gene expression; negative regulation of DNA-templated transcription; entrainment of circadian clock by photoperiod. The transcript is spliced from 12 exons. NCBI's taxonomy places the organism in Eukaryota, Metazoa, Mollusca, Gastropoda, Lepetellida, Haliotidae. The record is from RefSeq and is a predicted model, not a curated record. Gene Ontology annotation, molecular function: FAD binding; DNA binding. The coding region runs from base 173 to 1777 and encodes 534 amino acids.